Morus notabilis is the source of this 579-nucleotide messenger RNA. RefSeq names its product aconitate hydratase, cytoplasmic-like. Gene Ontology annotation, cellular component: cytosol; mitochondrion. The annotation marks the transcript as partial. Gene Ontology annotation, biological process: citrate metabolic process; tricarboxylic acid cycle. Gene Ontology annotation, molecular function: 4 iron, 4 sulfur cluster binding; aconitate hydratase activity. The record is from RefSeq and is a predicted model, not a curated record. NCBI's taxonomy places the organism in Eukaryota, Viridiplantae, Streptophyta, Magnoliopsida, Rosales, Moraceae. The transcript has 2 exons.
GUUGACAUCGACUUUGAUAAAGAUCCAAUUGGAGUUGGGAAGGAUGGGGAAAAUGUUUACUUCAAGGAUAUCUGGCCUGGUAAUGACGAAAUUGCAGAGGUUGUUCAAUCUAGUGUGCUGCCUGAUAUGUUUAAGAGUACUUAUGAGGCUAUAACGAAAGGCCACCCCAUGUGGAACCAGCUCCCUGUACAGGCUUCCACACUUUACUCUUGGGAUCCUAAAUCUACCUAUAUUCACGAGCCUCCGUACUUCAAGGACAUGACUAUGGAUCCACCGGGUCCACAUGGAGUGAAUGAUGCCUUCUGCUUGCUUGUUUUUGGUGACAGUAUAACCACAGAUCAUAUUUCUCCCGCCGGAAGCAUCCCCAAGGACAGCCCUGCUGCAAAGUAUCUCCUUGAGCGUGGAGUUGAUAGGAAAGAUUUCAAUUCCUACGGUAGCCGACGUGGCAAUGAUGAGGUGAUGGCUAGAGGCACUUUUGCCAAUAUCCGCUUGGUUAACAAGCUCUUGAAUGGAGAAGUGGGCCCUAAAACAGUCCACAUUCCAACAGGAGAGAAGCUGUAUGUAUUUGAUGCAGCCAUG